GUGGGCUUCGCACCUGCCCCAGCCGGCAACACAACAGUGAUCGUGAACCAGCCUAUGUCGGACAAAUCUCAAGUGAGAGACUGGGGCACCGGAGUCUUCAGCUGUUUCGACGACAUGAAGAUCUGUCUGUGUGGAUGGUGCUGCCCUCUGUGUCUGGGCUGGAAUGUGGCCACCGACCUGGGAGAGACUGGCAUUAUCGUCUGCUGUGUUCCUUCCUGGUUGACCGUCGUAAGGACCAAGCUGCGCACUCAGCAAAAGAUCCAGGGUGAUGUCUGUAACGACUGCAUGAUGUCCGAGUGCUGCGGCAUCUGCGUGCUGUGCCAGGUUGCCAGAGAGAUCAAGACCUGCAAAGCGAACGGCACACUCAACAACACCGUCUAGACUCGUGACGUCACAUCCGGGGCCUGGACCGGUGGUUAAGGAGCAGCCCGUUGUGGAGGGAACAUAAACACCGGGCCGGGCCGCUGUGUCGCUCAACUGAGAGUUGUUGUUGUUUUUGUUGUUGCUGCUAACCAUUUACCAUUUUGACGGUUUAUCCAUGUUUUAUACCCGCAUUAAAAAUUUUGCCUAGUAGUUAUUUGGGGUGUUUUUUGGGUACAGACUUAUAAUGUCAAUAAAUUUAUGCAUUCAUGCAGACCAAGCAGAUGUGUCUAAAGCCGUAGCAUUAUCUUUCUCCUAUUUUUCGAUAUGAGCCACUGCCAUCAAAGACAGUAUCUGAAGGGGAAGGCAAUGGCCAGCCCUUACACGGCCUGGAGCUUUGUUUUAAGAUCCCUUCCCCUGACCAUUAGAACAAAACGAAACAAAACAACGCAAAAAACAAAACCAAAA
This is a messenger RNA of Aplysia californica (California sea hare), 828 nucleotides long. Its product is annotated as placenta-specific gene 8 protein. The record is from RefSeq and is a predicted model, not a curated record. Lineage: Eukaryota; Metazoa; Mollusca; Gastropoda; Aplysiida; Aplysiidae.